AUGCCUCCACGACCAUUGAAACUAUCAGCAUCCGCUCUCCGGAGCACCAGACAUCUCCGCACAGGAACCCAGCUCCGCUCCAUCUCCGUCACAGCUCAAGCCAUCGGCAUCCAACGGCAAACGCCCAAGCUCAAAUUCCCUACAGUGCUUGUUUCAAGCCCAGGCAUUACGCCUCUAAGACAAUUCUCUGCGACACCUCUCCAAUCCUCACCUACAGCCUCACCAUCCGCAAAAGACCAAGCGGAUGCCAUCGUCGAACAGCUACAAGACCUGGCUAACAGUAUACCGCCACCAAGAUACGAAACCGCCAAGGACGAAUUCGAGAUCGCGACGGAAUCCACCGACGACUCAACCAUCUACGCCGCCUCAGACCGUGAGUCCGCGCGCGACGCGUUGAACGACCUCAUUAUCGCCUAUGAGCUUUACACAGGCUCGACUCUCGGGACGGGCACGAAGGAAGGACAGGCGCCGCGAGAAGAACAAAGCGUAGCGGACGCGAACAAGAGGGAAUCGGUGCUGGAGAAUAUUCUAGAGAUCGAUCCUAACGAGUUGACACAGGAGGCUCGGGAUAUGGUGAAGAAGAGGGUUGGGCAGAGGCUUAGAGAGUUGAAGAGUGCGGUUGAGGCGUUGGAGGCGAGGGCGCAUGAUUAG
This is a messenger RNA of Aspergillus mulundensis, 651 nucleotides long. RefSeq lists its product as uncharacterized. The transcript is spliced from 2 exons. NCBI's taxonomy places the organism in Eukaryota, Fungi, Ascomycota, Eurotiomycetes, Eurotiales, Aspergillaceae. Bases 1 to 651 code for a protein of 216 amino acids. The record is from RefSeq and is a predicted model, not a curated record.